AUGUCUCGGCAGGCUGUGGGUUGGCUGAGUUCCAAGCUUGGUAUCAACAUUGACGGUCGCACGGAAACCGAGGAAAAGACAGAUUCUGCUCUUUUCCCCUCCCAUGGAUUUUCCAGCGCUGCCAUGAAGAUUGACAUGUGUCUGCACAAAAUCAACGACGCCGUGUUUGGCCGCGAUAGCGAUUCCGGUGCUGGAGGUGAGAUUAAUUUUAUUGGCGGUAGCAGCGGUGUCGGUGCGACCAGCGGUGGCGAAGAGGUGGAGCUGGAUGAGAAUGGCCUGCCCAUCACAAAGAAUUGGUACUACUUUGACAAGGAGCUAA
This is a messenger RNA of Trypanosoma cruzi, 319 nucleotides long. RefSeq lists its product as uncharacterized. Lineage: Eukaryota; Euglenozoa; Kinetoplastea; Trypanosomatida; Trypanosomatidae. The transcript has a single exon. The record is from RefSeq and is a predicted model, not a curated record. The annotation marks the transcript as partial.